GACACUGGGUCAGUAUUAUACUUGUGUCUUCAGCGCGAACAUCGGACAGUACAAUUUUACACUCGUUCGCGACAGUGUCCACGCGGUGCAAAGCAUAAAAUAAACUUAACGAUUGAAAUAUAUUUGAAAAACAAUUGUACUUAACGUAAUAUAAACGUCCAUAAUAUACAACGCGCAUCCGGUUUUUUUUCGUAGUGACAGUCCACCUGGAUACAGUUAUACAUAUACAUGGUCGUAAAAUUGGAUCGUUCCGUCGGGUUCACUAUGAAGAGAUGCCUGAGGCACCAAGUGUACAUCGUGUUCCUCGGAGCUCUGUUGUUCUUACACAGCACCAGCGGCGAUGGUAGCCUGGGGCCGGAGAACAACAACGCGGCGGCGCUACCGCUCGAACACAGAUCCGGUGGCGGUUACGAUGUCGGACUGCCACUGCCGUCCGGCGGUCCGCUACAGGGGCCGCAUGACGACACGUGGCCGCUGCAGGCCGUGCCGGACGCCGUCAAGAUCAAACACCUGCAGGUGCAGUGCGAGAAGACGCACAUGCGAGUGAACAUCGAAUUCGACAGGCCGUUCUACGGAGUGAUUUUCUCUAAAGGUUACUACAGCGAUCCUCACUGCGUGCACGUGAAACCCGGCACCGGUCACCUGAGCGCCACUUUCGAGAUACUGUUGAACAGCUGCGGCAUGACGUCGUCAGGCGGUGCCGGUGGCGGCGGUGGCGGCGGGGCCGUUUCCGGUUACGGGCAGACGCCCAGCGGCAGUUACGUGGAGAACACCAUCAUCAUCCAGUACGACCCUUACGUGCAGGAGGUUUGGGAUCAGGCGCGCAAGUUGCGGUGCACGUGGUACGACUUCUACGAGAAGGCGGUCACGUUCCAGCCGUUCCAGGUGGACAUGCUGCACGCGGUCACCGCCAACUUCCUCGGCGACAACCUGCAGUGCUGGAUGCAGAUCCAGGUGGGCAAGGGACCGUGGGCGUCCGAGGUGUCGGGCAUCGUGAAGAUCGGGCAGACCAUGACCAUGGUUCUGGCCAUCAAGGACGAGGAGAACAAGUUCGACAUGCUGGUGCGCAACUGCGUGGCGCACGACGGCAAGCGAACGCCCAUACAGCUGGUCGACCACAACGGUUGUGUCAUCAGGCCGAAGAUCAUGUACAAGUUCCAGAAGAUCAAGAACUUCGGGCCGUCCGCGUCCGUCGUGUCGUUCACGUACUUCCAGGCGUUCAAGUUCCCCGACUCGAUGAACGUGCACUUCCAGUGCGUCAUCCAAGUGUGCCGGUACCACUGCCCCGAGCCCAAGUGCCCCGGCGACUACGCACUGCCUCAGCACGCGGCUGAUGCCACCGGCGGUGACUACGCGUCCGCCGGCCUCAACUCUGUGCACCCCAACGAGUACGGACCACCACCACCACCGCAAUUGGCCGAUUACCCCGCGUAUCCGGACCCCAGACACCCGUCCGGGCCUGCCGGCGCGUACUCCGAACUCAAACCGGAAAUAGUGUUGCCGAACGCGGCGCCGCCGUCAGCCAGCAGCCCGAAACCGUCGCAGUCGGACGCAGCGGCCGCGGCCGGUGACGACCACAAUGACGGCAACGACGCCGACGAUGACGGUCUGAACCUUCCACCACCACCAUUGCCCGGCCACGGUGCGUCGUACGCCACCGUCAAGCGACAGGGCACCGUCGGCGGUGACGAGCAACAGCAACAACAGCACAUGAACCUGGUGUCGUUGGGUGGCCGUCCGCGGUCCGUCGACAUGGACGGCGCCGCCAAGCCGCACAGACACCACCGUCGGUCCACCGGCGACCCCGAGUUGGACGUCAACACCAGCCGCGUCAUACAGGUGGUCGCGCCCGGCGACGUCAAUUUCGCGUUGAACGUGCCCAACAGCGGCAACGGCACCAACGGCAACGGCGGUAACGGCGACACGGUCGUCAUGUCCACCCGGUCCGGCCACUCGGCGGACAGCGUGUGCAUCAGCGUCCCGUCGUUCGUCGCCGGUCUGGCCAUGCUCCUGUCCGUGUUGGUGGUCGCCUGCCUGGUAGUCACGUUCCUGUUCUUGCGGGUCCGUUCCAUGAACAGCGCGAAGGCCAUGUCGUGCGGUGCACCGCCGUCCGCACAGGGACCGUACAUGCACGGCGCGGCGUUCGAAGCCGCCGAGUUCGUCAAGAUGGCCAGCUCGUAGGGCCCUCCGGCCACGCUGCGGGCCACCCGUGUCAUCAGCUUAAACAAUCAUUUUCCGACAACCCCAACCCCAACCCCAACGACCCCAACCCACACAAACACCCCUCAACGUUAAAACCAUAAUAAUAUGUAAUCAUAAAAUAUAGGCAGGUCGCAUACCAUCUGACGAAACCAAUUCUGAUUUUUUAUUCGAUAAAAACGCGAGAGCACCGCGAUUUUGUGGCGCAAAAUAAUAAUUAAUAAUAUCCAUAAUCAGUUAUUAUAUCAUGUCGUUAUCACAUUAAGCACGGACUGGUUCUCGUGGUUUUAAGUACAAUUAUGCCCAAAGACAAUAACGACAAAUCGGGUCGUUUCCUGCGCGUACAAUAAUUGCGGCACCUAUGCAUUUUUUAACCGAUCGUAAAAAUUUAAUAAAAAAAAAUUUAUAAAAACAUAUAUAAUGUAUAUUAUAGGCGUACCUAUAUAUAUAUAAUAUGUUCAUAUGAUACACACUACGAUGCGCAGAAUACGGCGCAGUACACUAUAAUAUUCUGCGCAGGUCCCGCGGACGUUUACAGCAUUUCAUGUACGAAGUAUUCCGACACGAUAAACGUCCGUUUAAGUUAUUUUAUUUAUUUGUAAGCACAUCUACUGUAGUAAGCAGUAUGACGAAUGACGUACGAGCAAUGCUCGAAUUAGAUGAUAACCGUAUUAAUAUUAUAUUAUAUACAGUCGAACUUGGUUAACUCGAACUUCUAUUCAACUCGAAAUCUUUGAUCCCUCGAACUUAUUUCCCCUAGAAUUUUUUAUAAUUGUAUUACUCUUGGUUAACCCGAACUUUCUGGCCGGUCCUUUCAACUUCGAGUUGACCACGUUCGACUGCAAUUGUAUAUUAUAAAAAGAAAAUUGUUCACAUAUAUUGUUUGUAAGAAAAGGCGAGGCGACGGCUCCUCCGCUGGCCACAUCUAAACACUACAAUAACUGCUUUAAUAAUAUUUUAUAUAUUUUUAUUAUAUUUUAUUUUAUCGAACUUUAUAUAUAUAUAUCAUAAUAACAUAUUUUUUAUAAUAUUAUUGUGGAUUGUCAUUUUAAAAUAUUAUAUGACUUCACGAUAUUGUAAUAAUAAUAUAAUGGUCGUAUAGCGGAAGCCAGUCGCCGAAAUAUAAUAGAUUACAAAUCUUAUGUUUCUAACACGACAAUGAUAUUAUAAUAUUAUAACGUAUAAUAUUAUUAUUAUCAUCAUAAAACAUGUACAUUAUUUUUUUUUUUUUUUUUUAUCUUUGUAAAUAUUAUAUUUAUGUAUAACAUUAGUCUUAAAGAUAUUAUUUUAUAGCGUUUAAAGCAAUAUUAUCAUGUAUACAAAGAUCGACAUAUUAUACUAUAACAAUACCAGCUUUUAAUUAUUAUCAUCAUUAUUAUAUACGUAUAUUAUUACUAUUAUUAUUCUUAUUAUUAUUAUUACCGUGAUAAUAAUAAUUAAUAAUACCUAUACGCAUUGUAAUACUCUAGUAUAAUAUAAUACUUAUGUAUCAAUAUAAUAUAAUAUUGUGUUUAAGAGAACUAUAAGUCUAAACCAUUAUAAUAAUAAUAAUAAUAAUAUAAUUUAUAUUUAUAAAUGUAUAGUGUUUGUAAACACAAGUAAUGCAUAUCAUAAUAUUCAGUUGUGUAUGGGACCUAAGACGUCAUGCACAGAUAAUAAUAAUAAUAAAAAAAAAACGUAAUCAAAUUGGUCGUGAAUAUUGUGUAAAUAUGUAUAUCAUCAUAUUAUAUCUCUAACAAUUAUAACACAUCUUACGUGAAAUAUAUAUAUGUCGCGACCAUAAAAUAAUAUUAUAUAAUUAUCUAUUAUUAUAACAUAUGCUAUACUUUUAUAAAUAAAUAUAUAUAUUUUUUUCAAA
Molecule: messenger RNA, 4057 nt
Organism: Metopolophium dirhodum (rose-grain aphid)
Lineage: Eukaryota; Metazoa; Arthropoda; Insecta; Hemiptera; Aphididae
Product: cuticlin-4-like
Exons: 4
Coding region: 229-2181 (650 amino acids)
Source: RefSeq, a predicted model, not a curated record